UGGAAGGAAAGCUGCUCUGCUUUGAGGGAGUGGAACAAACGUGGUCUAUUGAAGCUGGUGGAUACUAUCCUUGAAAAAUGAAGUGUCUCCAGCGCCAAGCCGGCCGCUCCAAAGGUUCAAGGUGAUGGGAGGACCCGAUCCCGCAACCGCGCUCGCCCCGCCCCUGAGGAGCGACCAGCCCGGAGGCGUGAGAACGCGGAGCGGCACGGCGGCUCCUUAUAGGUCAGGCCGGGCGCACGCGGAGAGUCGCCCGCCCGGCAGGACUCGCGGGACUCGGCAGCGCCGGCCUUCAGCGCAGCCCCGGCAGAUCCCGACUAGGCCAUGGCCGCCACGGGCGCCCGGCUCCUGCGCGCCGCCUGCGCCUCCGUCUCCGCCCCCGGGUCCCUCCACGGCCCGACUUGCCGCUGGCUGCUGCUAGCCGGGGCCCGCGCCGGAGCGACCGGCCUGCGGCGGAACGUAGGCCCGGGCGGAAGCAGCGUGGGGCCCAGCCGGCCGCUGAGCCUGUCUGCAUGCGCGCGGAGCAGCUCAGAAGAUAAAAUAACAGUCCACUUUAAGAACCAAGAUGGUGAAACACUAACAGCCAAGGGGAAAGUUGGUGACUCUCUGCUAGAUGUUGUGAUUGAAAAUAAUCUAGAUAUUGAUGGCUUUGGUGCGUGCGAGGGAACUUUGGCUUGCUCUACCUGUCACCUCAUCUUUGAGGAUCACAUAUAUGAGAAGUUAGACGCCAUCACCGAUGAGGAGAAUGACAUGCUUGAUCUGGCAUACGGACUGACUGACAGAUCGCGGUUGGGCUGCCAAGUUUGUCUGACCAAGGCUAUGGACAAUAUGACUGUUCACGUGCCCAGUGCUAUGGCAGAUGUCAGACAGUCUGUGGACAUGAACAAGAAUUCCUGAGUUACAAUAAAAAGAAGUAUUUUCAUGAAAUUUUUACUGAUUUUUAUAAUCAUUUCUCGGUAUAAUUAGAUGAAAACAUGGUAGAAUGGAUUUAUUAUAAGUAGCUGUACUAUCCCACUUCAUCUGGUAUGUCCCAUUUUGUAGUACUGAAAGUUUGCAGUUUUUAUUUUAGUUAAAUUAUUAAAAUGCUAGUCUAAUAUUAGAGGAUAGCUGAUAAAAUCAACUCCUUACUUAUUUUACCAUGUUCAGUGACAUUAGCAAAACAUUACUAGAAAAGAUACAUUUGCUUAUCUGAAAGGUAAGUUUAAAAAAAGUAUUAUUACUGCUAUUUCAUGUGGGUGAGAGCAGACAGAGUUCUAAUGGCUUACCUAGGGCCGUAUAACUCAUGAGAAAAUCUGUACUGGAAUCCAUAUUUUUUAUGUUUUAUGUUCAGAUUGAUUCUGGAGAAAUUAUGAGAAUUGACAUAGAAAAAAAGAGGCUAAGUGUAAGGUGGCUGGAGGUAGAUAUAGCUGCACAGGUGUGUGUUAGAGAGGAUAUCCUGUGACCUCUCGAACAGUACAGACACAAGACUAUCCAAAACUGACUGGGACCAAAAAUGUGGCUGGCUGGGACUACUGCUAGCUGUCCUUUACUUCAUAUGGUGACAUUUCUGUAUCGUUAGCUUUGGAAAGUUGCCUGUUCCCAUCAUUACCUGUUGUAGUAACAUAUUGGAAAAUUCUGUUGAAGAAUAAGAAGGGGGUGGUACACCCUAUUUAGGGAAAAUCUUGAUCCAUUCCUGGAGUUCUUUACUGUGCCUUAACUUAGGAAUAAUUUUUCCCUCUUUAAAAUUUGCCUGUAAGACACUACCCAGAAUCCUACUGCCCAUCUCUCUCAGAAGCCUACAUUCACCCUUUGUGUGUGUACUUUUGUCUUGUAAUAAACCUUUUCCUUUUCUUA
This is a messenger RNA of Nannospalax galili (Upper Galilee mountains blind mole rat), 1830 nucleotides long. It is a transcript of the gene Fdx1, whose product is annotated as ferredoxin 1. The transcript is spliced from 4 exons. Gene Ontology annotation, molecular function: 2 iron, 2 sulfur cluster binding. The record is from RefSeq and is a predicted model, not a curated record. Lineage: Eukaryota; Metazoa; Chordata; Mammalia; Rodentia; Spalacidae. Bases 322 to 894 code for a protein of 190 amino acids. Gene Ontology annotation, cellular component: mitochondrion. Gene Ontology annotation, biological process: positive regulation of oxidoreductase activity; P450-containing electron transport chain.